AUGAUUCCACCUCCGCCACCACCACUGAGUGGUUCAUCACCAUCAACUAAUCGACUUCCACCACCUCCCCCUUCUUCUUUGAUUUCAAUUCCGAAGCAACCAAAGAAGAAAAUUAUAGAAAAGAAAAAACCAGAAGAAGAAAUCAAGCAGCAAAUUGAUGAGGAAAUUGUUCAGCAGCAUCAGCAAUUUGUGGUGGAUGAAUCAAUGGUGGUUAAGGAUUUGUGUUCGUUAUCGGGAGUUAAUCCAUUGUAUAGUGAUUUGAAGAUUUUGUUGGUGGCUACAUUUUCAAGACCAAAUCAUAGUGCUAAGGUUUUGGAAGAAUCAAUUCAAAAUUCAAUUCUGGAAAGUGGUAGAACUCCUGAUAUUGUAUUGACCCCUGAAGGUUGGCAUGCAAGUCCACUCAUGUCAACACCUGAUAGAAAUAUUGUAAUGAAUAAGGAAUUGGAGGGAAUGUGUCAAGUAAUGAAGAAUCACAAAUGUUAUGGAUUUAUUGGAGUGAAGGUGUGGGCAGUUGAUGAAAAAUUAAAGCCAAUCAACAAGUACUACAACUCAAUGAUAGUAAUCAAUCCAGAUGGUGAAGUGUUGGGCUGUUACCGAAAGAGAGUACCAACCAGUGCUGAGAGUAGUACUCCUGGUGAUAGGAUUGGAAUUUUUGAUACCAUCUAUGGAAGGAUUGCAGUAUUGAUUUGUUUUGAUAUUGAGAAUCAAGUAAUUUUGGAUGAAGUUUUGGCUUACAAACCAUUCCUUAUUUUAAAUCCAACUUAUAUUGGAGGAGUUGGUUUGCAUGAUAACACACUUUCAAAGAAAUCUACUCUAAUGACUGAAAAUGAGGAGAAAUCGAGAAGAUUUCAAGUGAAAAUCUCUCUUGAAGCUCUUGGCAGAAAUUUUGAAAAAGUUUGCAAAGAUAAUAAUGUGACCAUUCUAAGAUGUGACACUCCAGUUCACUAUGGAGGAAGAGGAACUCACCAAUUGAUGACACCUUAUUCUACCGUUUACCCACCAUCAUAUUAUGCAGAGAAUUCAUUUUCUUUCUAUGUGGAUAGAGUUGGUGUGGUUGGUAAUAAUUUUGCUGAAAAUACUGAACCUCCAGAAAGAGAAAGAACUCACAAUGAAGACAAUGUUGGUCCAAGAUAUACCUUGUUUAGUAAUUCUCAUCAGGAUGUUGUUUUGAGGUCAGAAAACAUCAAUCCAAAUUUCAAGGUUACAUUCUUCAAUCACAACAGACUCAUUUGUUCUGAUGAAAGAAGAAUUACAGUUGUAAAUACAGAUAUUAUGGCAUGUGAAAAUUUCUCACUGGAUCAUGUAUCACUUUCAGUUGAUUCAGAUGGAAAUUUCAAAGUGAAUGAUUCUAAAAUUGAUGAAGAAAUUAGAAUUGUAGAUAUUUGGACUAGAUUUGAUAAGAAACACCUUAUUGUCUUGAUGAGUGAUGGAAAUGUUGGAUUAUUCAAAGUUUUAGACGAGGAACGUUUGAAGGUUGCUAAUAAUUCCAUUUUGUGUUUGGAGAAACAAUUCAAAUGGGAUUGCUCUCUUGUUGAUCCAAAUUCGAGAAUUAUUGCUCCAAAUAAUAACAUGCUAUUCAUUGCCUCAAGCAAGAGUAUUGUACAAUUAGGCAAUUUGAGCGGUGGAGAAUUUAUUGGAAAGACAUUUUUAUUGGAGAAUGAAGUUUCCAAGCAUGUUAGUAUCUCUGAUAGCAUGAUUGAGUACCUUUCCCUUAAUAACAAAUCAAUCAGCUUGGUGUUAUUGGAUCUUUCAACAGGAAACUCCUCCAUUUCCAGCACUUUAAAUUUAGAAGAAAUUUCUUCAAAAAGAUUAGAAUCAUCUCUCGAGCCAAAUUCUUUCAUUCUCACUGAAUUCGACCCAAGCAAUCAGAAUGUAAUCUCCCUCACCCCUCUCAAAGUUCAAAACCAUCAAAUAAGCAUUCAACCUAACCAUGUAAAAUUACCAGAAAAUUCCUCCUCUAUCAUAUCCCUCAAUUCCUCCAAAUUCAUUUGUGGUCAACAAGAUGGCACUCUCAAAUUAUUGGAUUCCUCAUGCUCUUCUGAUUUGAUAAGACAUAAAUUCCAUCCUUAUCCAUCCCUCAAAUCAACACGAGUUGUUUCACUCAUCCAUGAUAAACAAAAUGGUAGAUUGAUAUCAAUUCAUCAACACAAAACACAACCAGAUGGAUACUUACUCUGUAUGGCCAAGUUUGGAAAUAAUAGAUUUGUGGCCAAUCUCACUACUCUCUUUCAAUAA
Molecule: messenger RNA, 2235 nt
Organism: Naegleria gruberi
Lineage: Eukaryota; Heterolobosea; Eutetramitea; Acrasida; Naegleriidae
Exons: 1
Coding region: 1-2235 (744 amino acids)
Molecular function (GO): hydrolase activity, acting on carbon-nitrogen (but not peptide) bonds, in linear amides; protein binding
Source: RefSeq, a predicted model, not a curated record